ACCUCGGGCAAUGGACUUUUCGCGACCAAAGACAUACCCGCUGGCUCUACAAUCUUACUCAAACCGCGACCUUUGAUCGGUGAACUGGACUUACCGAGACUGGAAGAGAGUUGUCAUAAUUGCUUUUUGUGGUCACACAAGGCUGUUAGGGUUUGUGCUGGUGAAAUUAUUGGGAUCAAAGCUUGUACGGGGUGUAAGAAGGUUAGGUAUUGUAGUAAGGCAUGCCAGAAGCAGGCUUGGACCAGAUACCACAAGCAAGAAUGCAAGCUUCUGAGAGACCCGAAUCUCCCGCCUAUACCUAGUUCUGUGCGAGCGGCACUGCAACUAGCGUUCCUCAUGGACAGUAGUGCUAUGUCUGAGGAAGAUAAGGCUGGCGUGCUCCGUCUCGGAGCUCACGAUGCGACUACAAUCCAGACACCCUUCGAAGUUAUGAACUACGAAGUGACUACAACAGCGGCAAGCGAUCUGUACUUGACCAUUUUUGUGUUUACUCGUACAGUGCUAAGCAAGAAACAGAUCCUUCGCAAUUCACUGACGUUGACUUCGCCUGUCUUGGAUCCUAUGGGUAUUGCUCUGGACCCAACUGUUUGUUCGGCCAAUCACUCUUGUGAGCCGAAUGCAACUGUUCUGUUCGAUCAACCCUACCUCAUGAUGCGCUCGUUGUCACCCAUAAGAAAAGGUGAAGAAGUCUUCAUCUCCUACAUCGACAACACAGAUCCAUACUAUCGUCGGCAAACCCAAUUGAAGCAAAGAUACUGCUUCGAGUGUCAAUGUCCAAAGUGCCAAUACGGUACCAACGGCAGAGAAGACGAUUGGGCACAACCACUGGAAAAGCUCGCUCCUAAAUGCAAAGCUGAGAAAGACUUGUCCAUCUUGCAGAGCUGGAUAUAUCACGACUACGAGCCCGUACGCAACCAAAAGGAUGAUACACUCGCCACAGAGGCACUCGAGCAUGUCAUGCGAUCGUGCAAGCAGACAGAGAUGUGGCCCAUCACUAGGCAACCCUACGCCAACAUCAGAGUCGACAUCACUUCACGCAUGUUAUCUCAAAACCGACUUGGUCUUGCUCUUUUCCAAAUGGCAAAGACAUAUUUCCUCAUCAAUCCCAUCUUGUAUCCGCAAGACUUCCACCCCGUCCGCGUGGUUCAUACUUGGAACCUCGCA
Messenger RNA from Aureobasidium namibiae CBS 147.97, 1164 nucleotides. RefSeq names its product SET domain-containing protein. Gene Ontology annotation, molecular function: protein binding. NCBI's taxonomy places the organism in Eukaryota, Fungi, Ascomycota, Dothideomycetes, Dothideales, Saccotheciaceae. The transcript is spliced from 5 exons. The annotation marks the transcript as partial. The record is from RefSeq and is a predicted model, not a curated record. Gene Ontology annotation, cellular component: nucleus.